This is a messenger RNA of Pygoscelis adeliae (Adelie penguin), 1024 nucleotides long. RefSeq names its product ribosomal protein S3A (gene RPS3A). Gene Ontology annotation, cellular component: cytosol; ribosome. The record is from RefSeq and is a predicted model, not a curated record. Gene Ontology annotation, biological process: translation. The transcript has 7 exons. Gene Ontology annotation, molecular function: structural constituent of ribosome. Lineage: Eukaryota; Metazoa; Chordata; Aves; Sphenisciformes; Spheniscidae. The coding region runs from base 1 to 978 and encodes 325 amino acids.
AUGAAGGUGGAGAGUGCCCUGCCCUGGGCUGUGGUGGCACCUCUAUGGUUCUCUGAGCCUCUCAAGAAAUCCUCCUCAAAGUCGCACAGCCCCUGCACUCUUCAGCCCUUGGAGAAUGACUACCAUCCCUUGGUCUCUGCCCUGGCAACACAGACCAUCCUCAACAUGAGGCCUCCAGAGGAAAAGCCCCUGUCCAGAUUUAACCUGUGUGCCGUGGGCUACUGGCUGCAGAGAACCUGCAGGAGGGUUGAUCCUUUCUCCAAAAAGGACUGGUAUGAUGUCAAAGCACCAGCAAUGUUUAAUAUCCGAAACAUCGGGAAGACGCUUGUCACCAGGACUCAAGGAACUAAAAUCGCCUCUGACGGACUGAAGGGUCGUGUAUUUGAAGUGAGUCUGGCUGAUCUGCAGAAUGAUGAGGUGGCCUUCCGUAAAUUUAAACUGAUAACUGAGGACGUUCAGGGCAAAAAUUGUCUGACCAACUUCCAUGGAAUGGACCUCACCCGGGAUAAAAUGUGCUCCAUGGUCAAAAAAUGGCAGACAAUGAUCGAAGCCCAUGUAGAUGUCAAAACCACCGAUGGUUACCUACUGCGCCUCUUCUGCGUGGGUUUUACAAAGAAGCGUAAUAACCAAAUCCGCAAAACCUCGUAUGCCCAGCAUCAGCAGGUUCGACAGAUUCGCAAGAAGAUGAUGGAAAUCAUGACCCGAGAGGUCCAAACCAACGACCUGAAAGAAGUUGUCAAUAAGCUGAUCCCAGACAGCAUUGGCAAAGACAUAGAGAAGGCGUGUCAGUCCAUUUACCCUCUUCACGAUGUCUAUGUCCGCAAGGUUAAGAUGCUGAAGAAGCCCAAGUUUGAAUUGGGCAAGCUGAUGGAACUGCAUGGUGAAGGUGGUGGUGCUGGAAAACCUUCUGGGGAUGAGGCAGGCACUAAAGUAGAGCGAGCUGAUGGAUAUGAGCCACCUGUGCAAGAGUCUGUCUGAAACUAAAAAUUGAUCGAAAAUAAAAGUUUUAAUAUACAGAACUAAA